AUUUCCUGUUUCAAGUUUGUUUUGGUUUUGGUCGUGUGAACGUGAUCGUUUCCGCAGUGUUUCGUGCCUUGCAUUUCCGUGAAUUCAUCGUCUAUACUCCAAUCAGCCAUCGUAUAAUUGUCACAUUGUCACCGUAUUUAUGGGUGAACAAUGGGUACGUACGAAAGAGAUUCAAGGCCACUGGUGCAAGAACUUUCAGUACCUUUGCCAUCAAAUGACUACGUGAACAUAAUCGAAGCGCUGUCGGAGACAGAAAAACGACAGUUCGCAUUCCUGCUGUACAGUGUAUCUACUGGGUUGCACAAAAAUUCACUGUGUGAAUUUGUAAACCAGCCUGCCUCAAUUGAGGUGUUGAUAUCAGCAUUGCGAGCAGCACCUGUAAGCAAGGACACACUAGUACGCGAAAUUUUGUACAUUAUGAAAAAGUUUGCAUUGCUCAGAAAGGAGAUGCAUGUCUGCAAGCGGCAUGCUGGUCUAGAAUUUCGGCAACCAAAGGUGAUAUCCGAAUUCUGGAAAAGCUUAGCCCAAUUUUGUAAUGAGUGCCUGGAUGAAGAAGCCAAAAAGAUCUACGAGUGUCUUCUGCCAAAUCAGCAAAUGAUGUCCUGGUCAUCGGAAGCAGUGCUUUUGGAUCUGAUAGAGAGGGGGAUUAUCCAAGAAGGUGACGUUUCUAAAUUGCGCGAUUGCCUGCAGAAGGAUUUGGAAAUCCACGAACUCCGCUAUGCACUGAAUGCAGCAACAGAAAAGAACUACUACUCCAUGACCCACUCCCCGCAUGGAAGAGCAGUGAUACUGAACCACAAUUCGUUCAUCGUCGAUCCGGAGAACCUGGCUUUGCAGCUCGGUGAACGCAGAGGUUCUAAAAAGGAUGUCGCUGAUCUGGAGAAGUUGUGGAGAGACUUCGACUUCAGCGUCUCCGUCUUGAACGACCUGACCUUGGAAGACAUCGAGAAAGUUCUCAGACAAGUUCUUGACGAAGCAUCCGAUGCAUCAGAUGCAUUCGUGUUAGUCAUAUUAUCGCAUGGUUUCAAUGGUGGAUUUUACACGCACGAUUCUAAGAAAUGUAGUUUAGAAAGAAUAGAGCAAAUAUUGUGCGACGAAACGGAGGCAUUGUUAAACAAGCCAAAGAUCAUUUGUGUUCAGGCCUGCCAGGUAGAAGAUUUUGAGUCUGCCUCGGAACAAGGAAGGUCCCCAGGCCCGGUCAAUUCUACAAACAAAAGCAAGUCUGCUAUGGGAAGAGCAGACAGGAUAAAGUUUAUGUCGACAAUACCAAACCAUGUGUCCUAUAGAGACCCAGAGAAUGGCAGCAUAUUCAUUCAGCACUUCAUCAAGGUGCUACGAAAGUAUUGGAAUGAGUGCAGCCUCCAGGACAUGGGCACCAUGAUAAACAACGAAGUGAGGCGUACGCCCAUUCUUGUACGAGACAAUGGAGAGGAGUUGGAAUGGAAGGACCAGGUUUCAGAAGUUUCAUACGCGUUAACAAAGAAUUUGUAUCUGAAGAUGAGAUAAAGGUGCUUGCUACUGGUACAACACCA
Messenger RNA from Ornithodoros turicata, 1532 nucleotides. RefSeq names its product caspase-3-like. Gene Ontology annotation, molecular function: cysteine-type endopeptidase activity. Gene Ontology annotation, biological process: proteolysis. The coding region runs from base 151 to 1506 and encodes 451 amino acids. Lineage: Eukaryota; Metazoa; Arthropoda; Arachnida; Ixodida; Argasidae. The transcript has 7 exons. The record is from RefSeq and is a predicted model, not a curated record.